ACACUAACAAACACCACACAACAACAAAAAAAAACUCGAAAUGAAAUCGGCUAUGUUACCGUUGUUGACGAUCAUGAUGUUGAUUUUGGCGAUCUCCGAGCGAGGAAACGCCAUAACAUGCCAGGCGGUGGAAUCGACCCUGAUGCCGUGUGCGGGGUACAUCGUGAAAGGGGGAACCCCUUCUUCGAAAUGCUGCGCCGGCUUGAAGAGUUUGAAGGCGAUGGCGAGGAAGAAGGCCGACCGCCAAGCUGCGUGCCGAUGCCUGAAGGACGUGGCCAGUCGGUAUCCGGGCGUCAAGGACGAUAACGCCAGCCGUCUCCCCAAAAAAUGUGGCGUCGAUUUCGGCGUUCCCUUUACCAGAAAGACGAACUGUAAUAGUGUAAAAUGAUUACAGCAGCCAAUGGCAGGAAAGGAAAAAAAAUAAAGAGAACUCGAUAAGAAAAUGAGGAGUCGACGGGG
Tarenaya hassleriana is the source of this 459-nucleotide messenger RNA. Its product is annotated as non-specific lipid-transfer protein 1-like. Gene Ontology annotation, molecular function: lipid binding. The record is from RefSeq and is a predicted model, not a curated record. Gene Ontology annotation, biological process: lipid transport. The coding region runs from base 41 to 388 and encodes 115 amino acids. Gene Ontology annotation, cellular component: membrane. The transcript has 2 exons. Lineage: Eukaryota; Viridiplantae; Streptophyta; Magnoliopsida; Brassicales; Cleomaceae.